AUGAAGGCGCGAGGCUUGCCGGAUGACGUGCGUCAGAAAUUGACGGCUGAGGCAAGAGAGUUCGCGCUACAAACGGAUCGAAUGCGAUACUUGACCAGCCUCUACAUCUACUUUGGCGGUCCUCACGCUUUUCAACAAAUUAGAGACGCAUUUUCAGCGUUGUGUCGCGCCGAGAAAAGCGACUGUACGACAAUCGGUGGUCGUGUUCGAGCCCUCGCCGCCAUGGAAAACGCUCAUCAUUUCGGCAGACGUGCUGUCCACCUCGGACUGGACCUUGAUCGCGAACGGGAAACACGAAUUGCCCGUGAGCGUCGUCAACCUUAA
Fonsecaea erecta is the source of this 324-nucleotide messenger RNA. RefSeq lists its product as hypothetical. The coding region runs from base 1 to 324 and encodes 107 amino acids. NCBI's taxonomy places the organism in Eukaryota, Fungi, Ascomycota, Eurotiomycetes, Chaetothyriales, Herpotrichiellaceae. The transcript has a single exon. The record is from RefSeq and is a predicted model, not a curated record.